CGGAGGGGAAACAUUGCAAGAUCCGCUGCUGCGUCCUCUGCGCGCAAAAGUCCCCGAAGCGCACUCGGCAAAAGCUGGAACCUGCAGCUUCUCAGCUCCUCAGGAAGGAUGGAAGAGGCUGAACCUGCAAACCUAGAGAGGAUGGAAGGAGGAAGAUGGACAGUUGACCUGGUCAGACUGUCUCCUGCAUCCCUCCCAAGAACCUCUGGGCAUUUUCUCCCAGGGCCCUCAGAGACAUCUGCUGAUGGAAACAAUAGUCAGAAUUCCAAUAAGCCACCUGAAAUUGUAUCGAAGGAACCAUUUAAAUGCAUGGUGUGCGGAAAGUGCUUCAUCCAGAAGACACAGUUUACUUCUCACAAGCAAACUCACACAGAGGAGAAACCAUUUCAGUGUGUGGAGUGUGGAAAGUCGUUCAGCCGGAAAAAAUACCUUACAAGACACCAGCGAACUCACACAGGGGAGAAGCCAUUUCAAUGUAUAGAGUGUGGAAAGACAUUUGCUGAUUCUGGAAGCCAUAGAGCACAUCAACGGAUUCACACAGGGGAGAAACCUUUUAAAUGUUUGGAGUGCGGAAAGACAUUUACUGAUUCAAGAAACCAUAGAGCACAUCAACGGAUUCACACAGGAGAAAAACCAUUUAAAUGUGUGGAGUGUGGAAAGAGUUUCAGUCAAAGUAGACACUGUAGAAAGCAUCAACUCACUCACACAGGGGAGAAACCUUUUAAAUGUUUGGAGUGUGGAAAAAGCUUCAUUGAUCGUGCAUCCCUUAGUUCACAUCAAAGAAUUCACAGAGGAGAUAAACCAUUUAAAUGUGUGGAGUGUGGAAAGAGCUUCAGUCAAAGUGGACACUGUAGAAAGCAUCAACUCACUCACACAGGGGAGAAACCUUUUAAAUGUUUGGAGUGUGGAAAAAGCUUCAUUGAUUGUCCAUCGCUUAGUUCACAUCAAAGAAUUCACACAGGGGAGAAGCCAUUCAAAUGUAUGGAGUGUGGAAAGUGUUUCAGGGUGAAUCAACUCCUUACUGCACACCAGCGAACUCACACUGGGGAGAAACCCUUUAAAUGUAUGGAGUGUGGAAAGACUUUCAAUGAUAGAGGAACGCAUGCAAAACAUCUACGAAUUCACACAGGAGAAAAACCAUUUAAAUGUAUGGAGUGUGGAAAGACAUUUGCUGAUGCUGGAAGCUAUAAAAGACAUCUACGAACUCACACAGGGGAGAAGCCAUAUGAAUGUAUGGAGUGUGGAAAGUGGUUUAGCCUGAAGUCAACCCUCACUUCACACCAGCGAACUCACACAGGGGAGAAGCCAUUUAAAUGUAUGGAGUGUGGGAAGACUUUCACCGAUAGUGGAAGCCAUGUAAAACAUUUACGAAUUCACACAGGAGAGAAACCAUUUAAAUGUAUGGAGUGUGGGAAGACUUCCACGGAUAGUGGAAGCCAUGCAAAACACCUACGAAUUCACACAGGAGAAAAACCAUUUAAAUGUAUGGAGUGUGGAAACUGCUUCAAUCACAAUGGAAAUCUUAAAAAACAUCUACAAGUUCACAUAGGGGAGAAACCCUUUAAAUGCACGGAAUGUGGAAAGACAUUUGCUGACUCUGGAAGCCAUAGAACACAUCUACGGAUUCACACAGGGGAGAAACCAUUUAAAUGUAAGGAGUGUGGGAAGAGCUUCAGUCAAAGAGGAACACUUAGAAAACAUCAACAAACUCACACAGGAUGAAAAAGCAUUGAAAUAUGUGCAGUGUGGAAGGUGGUUCAUCUGGU
Lacerta agilis (Sand lizard) is the source of this 1766-nucleotide messenger RNA. Its product is annotated as zinc finger protein OZF-like. The transcript has 3 exons. Lineage: Eukaryota; Metazoa; Chordata; Lepidosauria; Squamata; Lacertidae. Bases 109 to 1722 code for a protein of 537 amino acids. Gene Ontology annotation, biological process: negative regulation of transcription by RNA polymerase II. Gene Ontology annotation, molecular function: DNA-binding transcription repressor activity, RNA polymerase II-specific. The record is from RefSeq and is a predicted model, not a curated record.